GGCGCGUCGCGGCAGCCCGCGCCCCGCGCGUCCAGAAGUGGUCCUCGAAGUCUUGGAUUUUUUACUUCAGGUUUGUUUUGUGAUGGAGACAGUGUUGAAGUCUCACUGUGAUGAACAGCACCCUCAUCAGGCUGAAGACUUCCAUGGGAAGCAGGAGCAGAACAGCAAGCUUUCAGCAGGAAUAAAAAAAGAUAUUGAAAAACUUUAUGAAGCAGUGCCACAGCUUGUAAAUGUGUUCAAAAUUAAGGAAAAAAUUGGAGAAGGUACUUUUAGUUCUGUUUACUUGGCCACAGCACAACUACAAACAGGAUACGAGGAAAAAAUGGCUCUGAAACACUUGAUUCCAACCAGCCACCCUCUGCGAAUUGCUGCUGAACUUCAGUGCCUCACAGUAGCAGGGGGACAAGAUAACGUUAUGGGAGUUAAAUAUUGCUUUAGGAAAAAUGAUCAUGUGGUUAUUGUUAUGCCAUAUCUGGAACACGAAUCCUUCUUGGACAUUUUGAAUUCUCUUUCCUUUGAAGAAGUGAGGGAAUACAUGUUUAAUCUGUUUAAAGCGUUGAGGCGCAUUCAUCACUUCGGUAUUGUUCACCGUGACGUCAAGCCCAGUAACUUCCUCUACAACAGGCAGCUAAAAGAGUAUGCCUUGGUAGAUUUUGGCUUGGCACAAGGAACCCCUGAUACGAAAAUUGAACUUCUCAAAACUGCCCACUCUGAAGACCAGCAGGGAAGUUGCUCGCAAAAUAAUCCCACCAUAGCCUUGGGAAAUGGGGUUUCUGUCAGUGUCACAGCACCUAAACAGAUAGCUCAACAGUCAGCCUCAAAAGCAGCUGAUAAAAGGUCCAGCUCACUUUCAAAAAUACAGAUUAAACAAGGAAGAGGAGGAAAGGAGGAUUCAGUGCACCAUUCUGUCCAGCGCUCUGUCUUUGGAGAGAGGAAUUUCAAUGUCUAUAGUUCCACAUACCAGGAGAACUCAAGUACAAAACUCAUAAAACAAUCAAAGAUGAUAGAUGUUUCAUCUAGGAAGUUAGUAACAAAGAAGAAGAUUAUUUCUACCAAAACAGUGAGCAAUGGGGCAGCCAGGAAAGCUGCCAGUGGUUGUCCCUCAAACCUGACCUGUGACUGUUACGCAACGGAUAGAGUUUGCAGUGUUUGCCUUUCAAGGUGUCAGCAAGUUGCUCCCAGGGCGGGAACACCUGGAUUCAGAGCACCAGAAGUAUUAACAAAGUGCCCCACUCAGACCACAGCAAUUGACAUGUGGUCUGCAGGAAUCGUAUUUCUUUCUCUGCUCAGUGGACGGUAUCCAUUUUACAAAGCAAGUGAUGAUUUAACUGCUUUGGCACAAAUCAUGACAGUUCGUGGAUCCAGAGAAACCAUUCAGGCUGCUAAAACUUUUGGUAAAUCAGUUCUGUGUACCCAAGUUGUCCCAGCACAAAACUUAAGAACCCUCUGUGAGAAGCUGAGAGGAACAAAUAGCAGCUGUAAGAGAUCCCAGGGUGAAGUGCCCAGCAAGUCUGUAAAUGACUCAGCUUUGCCAGUUGCAGUAGACAAACCGUGUGCUCCUGAGAGACUCGGAAAACAAAUUCAACACUUAAAGAGCUUUCAGGAAGGUGAUGGUGCUUUGGAAAUGAAGGCAACAGACAUGAAAGGAUGGGAUCGGGUUCCUGAUGAAGCAUAUGACCUACUUGAUAAGCUACUAGACUUAAACCCUGCGACAAGAAUAACUGCAAGAGAGGCUUUGCUGCAUCCUUUUUUUAAAGACCUGAGACUCUGAGAAGAUACCAUAUUCUAUUAUUGCUUUCAUACGUUUUAUGUGGAAACAAAAUACUGAGGUAGUUUUACCUUGUUGCCCUCAACAUUUACACUCAUUGAAAUACCAUCACACUGUGCACAGAACUACUGAAAUUUUGUCUUGUACAGUUGGACUGCAAAUGUCAGUUUAAGAAAUACUUGCAGAUGUAAAAAUUACAUAAACAUCACUAACAUGGUCUUAUCCUAAGACACUUCUGAGGGGUUAUUGCUGUGCAUACCUGUUCUCUGAGAAAGUUAACUUCGAUCAAAUACUACAAUGAAAAAGAGUUUCACAAGCUCUAUGCUUAAUUCUCAAGGUAUUCCCUUAAAAUUUACAAAUUUGCCUUAAGGUAUGACUGAAAUCAGAAAGUGCUUGAGAGACUUUUUUCCAUACUUGCAUAUCUCUGCUUUGUUCCUGAUUAGUACACGGGGGACUGAAAAUGGCACAAAGUGUGUUAAUUUUGUUCAGACUAUUUUCAGAGAACAGUAUUACUUUGGGAGUGUUGCUAGAGGAGGGGCCAGGUGCUGGAGGUUAUAUCAUCAAAAGAAAAGCAUAACUGUUUUAAAAGUACAUUUUCGUUCCUGUCUGGUCUUUCCUACUUAGGCAAUAGUAAUAAAUGCAGUUACUCAUUUUGCAUAGCCCACGUUUCCUCAGUGCCAUGGGUAACUGUCAAUAUUCAACAACUACUGCAUUCAGAAUGUCUCGUGUGAGAUGCAUAGGUUUGAUUUCUGUUAUGGAAACUGAUUUUUUUAAAGAAUAUCUGUUAAAUAAAGGAUUUGUUUUUAUAACU
This is a messenger RNA of Gymnogyps californianus (California condor), 2579 nucleotides long. It is a transcript of the gene CDC7, whose product is annotated as cell division cycle 7. NCBI's taxonomy places the organism in Eukaryota, Metazoa, Chordata, Aves, Accipitriformes, Cathartidae. Gene Ontology annotation, biological process: protein phosphorylation; mitotic DNA damage checkpoint signaling. The record is from RefSeq and is a predicted model, not a curated record. Gene Ontology annotation, cellular component: nucleus. Gene Ontology annotation, molecular function: protein serine/threonine kinase activity; ATP binding. The transcript is spliced from 12 exons. Bases 83 to 1771 code for a protein of 562 amino acids.